Trachymyrmex cornetzi is the source of this 483-nucleotide messenger RNA. RefSeq names its product anaphase-promoting complex subunit 13. NCBI's taxonomy places the organism in Eukaryota, Metazoa, Arthropoda, Insecta, Hymenoptera, Formicidae. The coding region runs from base 163 to 399 and encodes 78 amino acids. Gene Ontology annotation, biological process: protein K11-linked ubiquitination. The transcript has 2 exons. Gene Ontology annotation, cellular component: anaphase-promoting complex. The record is from RefSeq and is a predicted model, not a curated record.
UUCGCGAAUUUUUCCCAGAUUUACUGAUUCUUGCCGAUUCUGCUGAUCUUGAGGCACAUAAGACUGAACAAGGUUGAAUAAACUACGAAUAUAUAUAUAUAUAAAUCAGGGAUUUUCGAAUAUUUUAUUCGGUGCCUAAGUGUGUUGACCGUCGUUUACGGGAUGGACAGUCAGGUAUGUGGAGACGGCAGGUUGAUAGAUGUGAUCGACGAGGGUUGGCGCAAGGAACGUCUGCCCAUUGAUGACAUCUCGACGCCAGUAGCUGAGCUGCCUGAUCCUGAAAGCGACAACGGCGAUUCUCAUAUGACGUUGAAGGAGUUGGAGCAGAAGUGGAAUAAUCUGGCAUUAAGCUCUCUCAGCGACAAUCAUCUACAUUCUCCAACACCACUGCACAACUAGAUAUAGUUUUCAGUUUCCUUAAUUGCCAGAAAACACAAUAAAGUCGAUUAUAAUUUUGAUUUGUUGCUGCAUCACAAUGGAAUU